This is a messenger RNA of Alosa alosa (allis shad), 3383 nucleotides long. RefSeq names its product solute carrier family 25 member 35 (gene slc25a35). NCBI's taxonomy places the organism in Eukaryota, Metazoa, Chordata, Actinopteri, Clupeiformes, Clupeidae. The transcript has 5 exons. The record is from RefSeq and is a predicted model, not a curated record. Bases 1311 to 2207 code for a protein of 298 amino acids.
CAUACUACCAAAAAAAUGGUUUUGGGAGUUAUGGGACAGUUUUACUGCAGUGGAUUUCUGUGUCCAAAAUAUUGCAUUUGUGUAGUAAAAUGCAGUGUAGUGUAAUGCAGUUUUCCUUGUAUAACAUGUUGCAUUUCUUGCAUAUGAACUGCAGUUUUGAUACUUAUGUGGGUGGGUGGGGGUUCUAUUCAUGCUGAGAUAGUGUAGGGGCGGUAUAAUUACAGAGGGAGCCUUGUACUGUAGGACUGAGAGGGUGGGUUUCAUUCACUCAUCCCAUUCUCAGACCUCCUCCUUUUCUAAAUAUAUAGCUAGUUAACCGUUAACCUCUCCAGGCUACUAAACAUGCUUAUUUGUGUGUUAAAUGGAGUUAAAUCCAUAUUUGCUUAAUUGGGUUAUUUAAUGGAGCAAUAGAAAAUAUAUUAACAUCCUAUAGGCUUUACAGGCAGCUCUUGCUCUUGCAUUCCCCUUUCCCACCGACCCCCCUCGGAUACCAACUGAGAGCCAAACUCGUGAGUCAUGAUCCAAGUUAAACGUUCACAGUCAGCCCUCAGAAUAGCCUUUUCAUAACAAUGGGGACUAUCUGACACAGCAAGUACAACUAGAUGAACUGCACAAGACAAAGAGGGCCCUCUGGGCUAACCCUAUCACAUGGUUAUUCCGAAGGCAAAUGCAGGCUGAAGUUACAGGACACCUCGCUAUAGGCUACAUUUUCGUGCGCUAGACGUAUAUGUAGCCUAUGAUAUCAUAGACAUUUGAUUAAUUUAUUUAAAGGAGCAAUUUCAAAAAAACAAAUAAUGUCAGUGACUAGACAAAGGCCUAUGCCCUAUUUUAACACUCAUGUCAUGUUAUAAAAAUGCAUGAUACAUCUGUUGGUAGCCAUAACUCAAAACACGAUGCAAAUAUGCAACGUUACUAAAGUCACGUGGAAAUAGACCGUGUUUUGGAUAUCCAAUCAAAGGGGGCACGAUGAAGGUUGGAGCAGCAUCUCGAUUUUAAUUGGAUAAGACGCAAAGCCUCAGGUUUGGUCGGAGAAUCAUACGUUGACAUAAUGUACGAGCAUGAUGCCUAUACGUUGUCGUGAAUGGCGUAAAGGGACGUAGCAAGGCUUUGAAUUGUAUAUUACCGUUAUGCAAUGUAGUGACUUUAUACGGGACUUUUGCUGAAUACCUUUGCUUUUUUGUAUCACCCCCAGACGUUUACAAGACAGUGGUGAAAUCAGUCAAAUGAAACAAUGUAACGUUAGCAUCGCGGCUAAAUUCAUUAAUAGCAUCUGUCGACAACUGUAGCGCCCUACAACAACAUAGUUAAUCAUGGAUUUCGUUUUGAGUGGGAUGGCUGCUUGUGGGGCUUGUUUAUUUACAAACCCACUCGAGGUAGUGAAGACGCGGAUGCAACUUCAAGGAGAGCUGAAGAGCCGGGGAACGUACCAGGUCUACUAUCGAAAUGUGUUUCAUGCCUUCUACACAAUUGGCAAAGUCGAUGGACUUGCGGGAUUACAAAAAGGCUUGGUACCAGGACUCAUUUAUCAGUUCUUUAUGAAUGGGGUGCGUCUCGGUUCAUAUGCCAUCAUCGAAUCCGCCGGUUACAUUCAAACUGACGGCAAGGUCAGCGCGGUGAAGAGCAUAUUGGCAGGGGCUAUUGCUGGGGUCGUCGGUGCCUACAUGGGCAGCCCGAUUUACCUGGUCAAGACACAUCUACAGAGCCAGGCAACGUCCUCCAUUGCCGUUGGGCAUCAGCACAGACAUAGGGGGAUGCUUCAUGCACUGGCGGCCAUCCACAAAAAGCAUGGCAUGAUGGGAUUGUGGAGGGGUUCCAGUGCUGCUAUUCCAAGGGUCAGCGUGGGUUCAGCUGCCCAACUCUCCACUUUCUCCUCCUCCAAGGAGCUUGUAACAGAUCUACAGCUGUUUCCAGAAGGCAGCUGGCUGAUAGGCUUAACCGCUGGAAUGGUCAGUAGUGUGGCGGUGGUGAUGGCCAUGACUCCAUUUGAUGUGGUCAGCACACGACUCUACAACCAGCCAGUGGACCACCUCGGCAAGGGCGAACUUUACCGGGGCUUCAGCGACUGCUUCUCCAAAACACUGAAGAAGGAGGGAGUUACAGGCCUCUACAAGGGCCUGGGCGCUUCAUACUUCCGCCUCGGUCCACACACCAUCCUUUCUUUGGUCUUCUGGAAUGAGCUGCGAAAGGUUUACCAGAAACACAGUUAGUACCUUAAGGGGAAAUGUGUGAGUGUGUAUGGGAGUGAGCGAGCAAGCAAGUGAGGGAGGAAGGGAGAGUGUAGAGAUCACUCCUGAUAGGACAAAACUACUCACACACAAAGCUCUCAGGUAAACAGAUGUCUCAUUUGCAAUGGAUGCAAUGCUAGUUACUUAAAAGAGGAGGCCAGUGUAUACAGUAUGCCACAGGAGAAUGGAAGUAUGUGGUAUGAGGAGUGUUUUUUUAAAUAGACCUUCUGAUAUGCAAAGGGACAGCAUGUCCUUUAGGCAUACAACAAGGCCAUAAUGCAUAUAUAGCAAGUUACAUCUUCUCAGAUUACUAACGGGAAAUAAUGAAUAAUUUUGCUUAAAAUGUUUAAGCACCUAUAGAAUGUGUACGUUAAAUAUGCUAUCUUGCAAUGGGAUGCCAAAUAGUUUCACAAGUUUUAGUUUUUAAAAUGUAUUAUAUUUUAAAGGUAUAAAUAUUUUCAAAUUCCAUGAUGUAACUGGAACAGUAAGCAAAUAACAUUUCUGAAUACAGUAGAGGCAAAGGAAAGAGGAAGGGGUGUGAUGUAAUGUCUUUAUGAACAAACUGUUACUCAAUAUUACUGACUUAUGACUCUGGUUAGACAUUCCACAGUCAUUUUUACAAAGAUUGGUGAUGGGACUCAAGAUUAGAAAACCAGUGCGAAGGUAUGCCCUUUCGGAAGCUAGUAGUGCAACCAAAACAUAUGGGAGGAUUGCUCACAUAAUGGUCGUGGUUCUUCUCAUACUGGCAUUCGUUUGGUUUUGGUGUGAUGCAGUACAGGGGCCCGCUUCAUACUCAUUCCCAACUUAAAUGAAAGACAAACUGGUCUUACAUUGGUAAGACUGAGAAACAAUAGUCAAUGUUGACAGUAUAGUGUUGUUUCUAAUGACACUUGCUUUGUCCUUGUACUUAAGAGAUCAUUUGCAUGUCAGUGGUUUGAAGAUGACCAGUGGAUUGUGCUGAAAGAAAACAUAAACCCUUUGCCUUACUUUAGAAUAACUUUUGAUACAGAGUAUAGCGCUUUUUUGUGAUGCUUGAUAUAGGAAAUGUACUGAUACAGAUAUUGUAAAUCUGCAAAUACAGCAGAUAUAUUGGCAUUAAUUGAACUGGUAUUUGAAACUGACCGAAAUGAAUCAACAAUAAAUUGUGUUAAAAUAAAA